UGGAAAACGGGGGGAGGAUGGAACGGCUUGCCCUUAACAAAGAUGGCUACCGGCUCGCCCGCGGCCCUUGUGCCCACCUGCGGGCUCGGCAUGACGGAGGCUACAGCUCCCGCCCGCGCCCGCGCCCGCUGGGAGCUGCUGAGCCAGGUUCUGAAGAAAAAGCAGCUGAAGAAUGCAAAUCUUCAACAAGUAUCUGUUAGAAGGUUUGCAUCAUUCAAUCUCUUUUCAAGAGGACGAGACAGCAAAAGGAUUACAGAAGAGGAGACCGAGACUUGGGUUCAGUACAAAAGCAUCUUUUACCCUGAGUAUAGUAUCUACUUAAGAUUGAACGAUGGACUUUUAAAUGUGGAAGAUGUUCUUACAAGUUUUGACAACACAGGGAAUGUCUAUGGAAAAGAGCACCAUCAGGAUUUACUAUCCAUCUGUAGAAACAGCCGCAGGGCUCCUUUUCUUUUGGGGAUAAGGAAGGCCAGAAACAGGGGUACCUCUCCUUUGUGUAGUAAAAAGUACGGCAGUAUCUGGCCUUCUGAAGAGGUGCUAGCUUACUAUUGCCUGAAGCACAAUCAAAUAUUCAGGGACCUUGCUGUGUGUGAGCUAGGGGGUGGCAUGACAUGCUUGGCUGGGCUCAUGGUUGCUAUUUCUGCAGAUGUCAAAGAAGUUCUGUUAACUGAUGGAAAUGAAAAGGCCAUCAAAAAUGUGAGUGACAUCAUCAGAAGGAACCAAAACGAAGGAGUAUUUAAGGCUCAAACCAUAUCAAGCUGCGUUUUACGAUGGGAUAAUGAGACAGAUGUCUCUCAACUGGAAGGACAUUUUGACAUUGUUAUGUGUGCUGACUGCCUGUUUCUGGACCGGUACAGAGCUAGCCUUGUUGAUGCAAUAAAGAGAUUACUCCAGCCCAGUGGAAAAGCAAUGGUAUUUGCUCCACUCAGAGGGAAUACUUUAAACCAGUUUUGCAAUCUAGCUGAAAAAGCUGGUUUCUCUAUCCAAAGACAUGAAAAUUAUGAUGAACACAUUUCGAACUUCCACUCCAAGUUGAAAAAUGAAGAAAAAGAUACAUAUGAGGAAAACAUCCAUUACCCCUUUCUUCUUGUUUUAACCAAACAUGGAUAGAAGAUGAAAUAAUUUCUAAGAUGACAAAUGCAAAUUAAUUUUAUGUGUGAUUUUUUUUUCAGAAUAGUUAUUAUAAAAAUAUAAUUUUAGUGGCAACAACAUAUCAUGGUUUUCUUGAUUUACCACAAUGAGGAACCCUCAAGACAGAUUGUUAUAUCAUUUUUAGAACUUAUUUUCCCCUACCUUUUGAAAAGAACUUCAAAUGUACAUUGAAGCUCUAAAUCGGUUUUUUCUUUUCCAUUAUGCCCUUCAGUUUGUAUGCGGGUUUUUUUGUUAAUCUCUCUAAACACAAAUUUUUGGUUGUUUUUGAAAAUAUGUAAAUAAUAUGUUUUUGUAAUUGCUGAUUGGUUGUAAAGUGCUAAGGCUUUGUCAUGGAGUUAAGGAGGAAAUGGGUUUUUUUAGAUUUUUAAAAAGUGUCCAUAUCACAUCUGAGGAUCUUUCUUUUGCCUCUCCUGAAAUUUCUCUGUUGAUUUUUCUGCCAUACAAAAUUGAAAUGCCCUAACUUGUCUCAGCAAUUACUUAAUUUUUUUUGCAACAGGAUUUUUUUUCUGCAUAGAUGUAUAAGAAAUUAUGUACCAGACAAAAGCCUCAUAAACUGACCAUUUGUCCUUUGGACACAAUAGCUUGCCCAGCCCUCUGCUCCUCCUCUCCAAUUAUGUGUGAUUAGUCUCAGUGUGUUGUGUCAAGAAGGGGGAGUGUGCUGAGUGCUUAUUAUCUGUUUAGGUACAAGAAGAGCACAUUUAGGCUCUGACUAUGAAUGAAAAGUGAGCCUUUAUCAGGACUAAAAUCUAACUGCUACUGUUCUACAAACCUCUGUUUAAAAAUAGAUCCUUUCUUGGAAAAUUCUGAACAUUAUAGCAACUAAGAGAUUUUUUUUUUAAAUGCAAUCAAGCAAUCAUCUCAUUUAAACUAGGUUUAUACUGUGAUAUACUGUGUGCUCCAGGUAUUUGGCAAACAUUUAAUAUGAUUUAGCUGGUGCUGAGAAAGGGCAAUUGUUCUACAAAGUUCCAUGAACAUAUUUUUUCUGACAGUUUAAUAAAACAUUUUAAUGAUUUCUUGAAA
Messenger RNA from Gavialis gangeticus (Gharial), 2172 nucleotides. It is a transcript of the gene CAMKMT, whose product is annotated as calmodulin-lysine N-methyltransferase. The coding region runs from base 43 to 1110 and encodes 355 amino acids. The record is from RefSeq and is a predicted model, not a curated record. Gene Ontology annotation, cellular component: cytoplasm. Gene Ontology annotation, molecular function: calmodulin-lysine N-methyltransferase activity. Lineage: Eukaryota; Metazoa; Chordata; Crocodylia; Gavialidae. The transcript is spliced from 12 exons.